UGAGGAGGAGCUAUGCGGCUUCUGGCCGUGCUUGGGUCUCUUUUUAGAGAUUCCUCCUUGAUGCGUCGGUAUCCGCUCUUGGCCGCCAUUCUUGCCGAAGAGCUUAUCCUUGGCGCAGUCUCGGUAGCCGCCAUUAGAUGGCAAUCGAGAGCCAGCAUGAAGUCGCGGCAGCCCAAGCGGGUGGGAUAGCGGUAUUAAGUAGCGGACUUUUUGCGAAAACUCUCAGGGCCGCUUGGAGUUAUAGCAAGUCGCUGGUGGCGCGCCUGGACUACGGACGCCUGAUGGGACUGGAUGGACGCUCUUGGAAGCGCACACGGGGGGAAGAAGAGUCCCGCCAGCGAAUCUCGCAGUUCUGAGUCCCGAAAGAAUCAAGUGGAGGCGGUUUUCUGAAGAGACACGGGCUGCGCUCUGCUUCUUAGUUCUCAGAGAAAGGUUUCUCACCUCUUGUCCUCCUUUUAUGGAGAAGGGCCAUACAGGGCGAUGAAGUAGCUACAGCAAUAGCCCCAGGAAGAUGCUGCGGUUGCCAACAGUUCUUCAUCUGCUGCUCUGGCUGGCAAUGGGACUGGAAAGUAGAAGCACAGAAAUGUGCCCGUCAUCCCAGUGUGACUGCUCAGAUUGGCACCACUAUAAGAUCACCUGCACAGAGAUCGAUUCCAUCCCCAGCUUCCCACGAAGCACCCAGACUUUGAGAUUUAUAGAAACUCAACUGAAAAUAAUCCCUCAUGGAGCAUUCUCCAAUCUCCCCAACAUCUCCAAGAUCUUUAUCACCAUAGAUGCAAUGCUGCAGAUGCUGGGUGCUUACUCUUUCAACCAUUUAAACAAACUCACUCAUAUAGAAGUUCGAAACGCCAGAAACCUGGGUUACAUAGAUCCUCAAGCCUUUGUGAACCUCCCACUGCUCAAAUCUCUUGUGAUCUUGAACACUGGACUCAAAGUUUUUCCUGACCUCACCAGAAUUAACUCAGCAGAUCUGAAUUUCCUGCUCGAAAUUGCGGAUAAUCCAUUCAUGAGUUCACUGCCUGCGAAUGCAUUCGAUGGGCUGUGCAAUGAAUCCCUUAUACUGAAACUCUAUAAUAAUGGUUUCACAAAGAUACAAGCACAUGCAUUCAAUGGAACAAAGUUAGAUACUGUGUACCUGCAUAAGAACAAAUAUCUAAGGGUCAUUGAUGAAGAUGCAUUUUUGGGUGUGCAGAGUGGUCCAAGCUUUCUUGAUGUCUCCCAGACGGGUAUUGCUACCCUUCCGGUAAGAGGACUGGAAAACCUUAAAGAACUGAUGGCUAAAAAUACAUGGACUCUCAAGAAGUUUCCCCCUGUAAAGACUUUUCCUUAUCUAAUUCGAGCCGCUCUGUCAUACCCAAGUCACUGCUGUGCUUUCAAAAACUGGAAGAAAACCAAAGGAAUUUUGGAGUCCUUGCUGUGCAAUCGCACUAACAAUCACAACAUCCGAAAGAGAAGAUCUGUUGGUGCCCUUAGAGGGUCUUUUAACCAAGAUUAUGCAGAUGAUUCCUAUCGUACUGAUGCCGUGUAUGACGAUAAUUCCAAAAUAAGAGAUUUCCAUGGAAAUUCUCGUCACUUUGUCUUUUUUGAAGAGCAGGAUGACCAAGAGGUUGGGUUUGGCCAAGAGCUAAAAAAUCCUCAAGAAGAUAAUAUCGCAGCAUUCGACAGCCAUUAUGACUACUUCAUCUGUGAGGGUAGUGAUGAUAUUGCAUGUAUCCCAGAACCUGAUGAAUUUAACCCCUGUGAAGACAUAAUGGGCUACAAAUUUCUAAGGAUUGUGGUAUGGUUUGUGAAUUUACUAGCCAUUCUGGGCAAUGCUUUUGUUCUUUUUAUUCUUCUCACCAGCCAUUACAAGCUGACUGUCCCACGAUUCUUAAUGUGUAAUUUGGCCUUUGCUGAUUUCUGCAUGGGAUUAUAUCUUCUCCUGAUUGCUUCGGUGGAUCUUUAUACUAAGUCAGAGUACUAUAACCAUGCCAUUGAUUGGCAGACUGGAAGUGGCUGUAGCACAGCUGGCUUUUUCACUGUCUUUGCAAGUGAGCUGUCUGUUUUUACCUUGACUGCAAUCACCCUGGAGCGCUGGUACGCCAUCACAUUUGCCAUGCGAUUGGACAAGAAAAUCCAUCUCUGGCAUGCUUCUGUUAUCAUGUUGGGUGGUUGGUUCAUAUGUUUUCUUCUUGCCCUUUUGCCAUUGGUUGGAGUCAGCAGCUAUAGAAAAGUCAGCAUCUGUCUUCCCAUGGAUACCGAAACACCCAUGGAUCAAGCAUACAUUGUGCUUGUUUUAAUGUUGAACAUCAUUGCUUUCAUCAUCAUUUGCGCCUGUUAUAUAAAAAUCUAUAUCACUGUACGAAACCCCCAGUACAAGUCAGGGGACAAAGACACCAUCAUUGCCAAAAGGAUGGCUGUGCUGAUUUUUACUGACUUCUUAUGCAUGGCGCCAAUCUCAUUCUAUGCGUUAUCAGCUAUUAUGAACAAACCAUUGAUAACAGUCAGUAAUUCAAAAAUCCUUCUCGUCCUCUUCUACCCACUCAAUUCUUGUGCUAACCCAUUCCUUUAUGCCAUCUUUACCAAAGCGUUCCGAAGGGAUGUCUUUAUUUUGCUCAGCAAGUUUGGAUUAUGUGAGCAUCAGGCUCAAGUUUACAGGGGACAGACCAUCUCCCCCAAAAACAGCAGUGGUUCUUGCAGCCAGAAGAGCCAUAGAGGGAUAGGUCAGAAUCUCACGAACCUUCAACAGCAUCAUCAUGGCUUACCUGGAGACUACCAUCCAGCAAUGAUGCUGCAUACUCAGAGGACCAUGGAAGACAAUAAGUUGACUGUAUUGUAGCACCUGAAGAUCAAACUGCAUUCAGACAAUAAGAGGCAUCAAAUCCAUAAGAUGAGAGAAGCAUAUCCUUUCACUCAGCUUCAGCCCUUUGUGAGAUGGAUUUUGAUUCCUCAUGAGGUUUUUGUCUGAUUCUCUGAAUCUUGUACUAUAGUUGGUGCCACUUUUGAUACUAGAAGCUUACAUGAAAGCAUGGUAUUAAGAAAUACACUGGUCAUUCAUAUACUAUUGGAGGGGUUCCCAAUCUGUGGUACUCCAGAUUAUGCUGAACUAAAACUCCCAUCAUCCCCAGCUACAAUUUAUUGUGGCUGGAGAUGAUGGGAGUUGUAAUUCAGCAACAUCUGGAGUAUCGCAGGUUAGUAACUCCUGCACUAUUUUAUCUACCAUACACAUGCUAAAGAAUACUGUGUGAUAAAUGUUUGCAUCCAGCAACCUGGGUUUCAUGCUGUUCCAGAGAGUUGCAAACUCAGAAGUAGGUUUUCCCUUCACCCCAUCAGUCAGACAGACACACACACACACACAAUCUGCUUUCCUCAGCCCCUCCCCAACACGUGCUGUUCAUCUGUUUGGUUUACGGGGUAAAAAGGACAAUUGCGAGUUAAAUAAGGUUUGUUUAAUUAAAUUUAUGUCUGAAGAUAUAAAUUCCAAAUGGGUUUGGUCCGAACACAGAAAGAAGGCCACAGUACUGGAUGUCCUGUAGAUUAUUUAAAGAGCUUCAUCCAGUUAAAAAUAAAUGAAUUAAGAGAUUUGUCAG
Hemicordylus capensis (graceful crag lizard) is the source of this 3569-nucleotide messenger RNA. RefSeq names its product thyroid stimulating hormone receptor (gene TSHR). The record is from RefSeq and is a predicted model, not a curated record. Lineage: Eukaryota; Metazoa; Chordata; Lepidosauria; Squamata; Cordylidae. The transcript has 11 exons. Gene Ontology annotation, cellular component: membrane. Gene Ontology annotation, biological process: G protein-coupled receptor signaling pathway. Gene Ontology annotation, molecular function: thyroid-stimulating hormone receptor activity. Bases 512 to 2818 code for a protein of 768 amino acids.